AGCUCUUGGAAAUAACAUCUGGCAAGGGUUUCCACAAAUGAAUUGACUGUGAAUGCAUUUUUCAAAGAGGAGGCGACACUUAUGAUUCUGAGUCAGCGUACUCCUUUUAACUGCUUCGUGUCCGCCUUUUUGAUUGCUGCUGUAGAUACUGUAGCGGUUCUUGCAAUAUUCCAAAAGGUUGGAGUCAACAAACGGUUAUACGUCAUGCUAAUCGGAGCUUCCUUGUUGGAUGAUGCGAUCACCUGCCAUAAUUUGCAUGAUUUUAAAGAUCCGAUCGAGUUUCUAGGUAAGUUUGCUGGCCUUCCUUUGCGUACCUUUUUGGAACCAUAG
Cylicocyclus nassatus is the source of this 330-nucleotide messenger RNA. NCBI's taxonomy places the organism in Eukaryota, Metazoa, Nematoda, Chromadorea, Rhabditida, Strongylidae. The record is from the annotation of a GenBank genome assembly.